This is a messenger RNA of Peniophora sp. CBMAI 1063, 5016 nucleotides long. The record is from the annotation of a GenBank genome assembly. Lineage: Eukaryota; Fungi; Basidiomycota; Agaricomycetes; Russulales; Peniophoraceae.
AUGGACGGAAAGGGCUCGAUUGGAGCGUCUAUUGCGGGGGAAUUGCCAAUAUCCCUCUGGCGAGACAUACGCAUUAUCCCGACCUAUAUCGCCGCAGCUUCAGCCCUCACCUCUUUACUUCUUGCCCUCGUCGGCUUCCGUCACCUUUCUGGCAACAGUGGCGACCACAAAGCAGCCCAGACUGACAACCCUGUCGAACGCAAACCGUUUGCAUUGCCAUACAGGCUCGUUCGUGCGCUAUGCGUGAUCGUACUUCUCUCGCUUUAUGCAUUUGAUCUCUUGCGUGGACUGCGGAUAUCUCCCAAUACCCCUAUCGCGAACGAGGAUGGCGUACGCCUGGCUUUGUUCCUAACUUAUCUCUACGCCUCUAGCCUGGCCACUAUUGACACCACGCUACAAUCACCGAUCUCUCGCGUAGCAACAUCAUCUCUUGUACUCAUCCUGGCCGCGAGUUUCGCUGUGUACUGUUAUCGCGACCUUUGGCCGCUCAUGACAUACACUCUCAGCCCAGCGGACUCGUAUGAGGGUUUGACGCUCUGGAUCAAGAUUGCGCUGCUCGCAGUCGCAGCCGUCGUCGUCCCGCUUAUCAUGCCUCGCCGGUCGCCUACACUACUUCAUCCCGAGACUCCUUCAAAUUCUCAACGAGAGCUCAACCCGGAACAAACGUGUUCGCUCUUGUCGCUUCUAACAUAUAGCUUUCUGGACAGCGACAUCUACGUCGCGUACACUGCACCGCGCUAUACAUUCGACAUGCUGCCAGAGAUUGCCGACUACGACCGGAUGUCGUACCUCGUUCACCGCGGCUUCAAGCAUCUGGACGUCUUUUCGGGCGCGCCCAAACACCACAUCUUCUUCGCACUGACGAGAGUAUUCGCGUGGGAGUGGGCGCUUCUGGCCGGCACAAUGGUCUUGCACGCGGUUACCGCGAUAUUCGCGCCUAUCGGUAUCAAUCGUCUUCUGAACUAUCUGGAGACAGGUGGGGUGGGCGCCACCGUGCGCCCUUGGGUAUGGUGUCUAUUGAUGCUCGUUGGACCGGGUGUGGGAUCAUUGCUUUCGCAACUGCAUGACUUCAUCGCCAAUGCGACAGUCAUCCGCGUGGAGUGCAUGAUCACCCAGCUUGUUUUCGAGCAUGCGCUACGCAUUCGCUUAACGGCGAACGGCAGACCUUCGGAUGUCCGGGGAGAAGUAUCACCUGCGAUAAUAUCCGCAGGUGCGCCACCAGAAGGCGCGGAAACGACCAUUGGAGAAGAGCCUGAGGGUCAACAUCUGGAUACGAACCUUGACAGCCCACCCGUAUCUGAGUCCCCUCAGCCCACGCCCGCCGGCGCGACGUCUCAAGGCCAGAAUGUGGUAGGGAAGAUCAAUAACCUUAUCACGACCGACGUGCAGAGGAUCGCCAAUGCUCGCAACAUCAUGAUCACCUGUCUCUUCACUCCGAUAUCAAUUGCCGUAUCCGUGUACUUCUUGUACACGCUACUCGGCUGGAGUACCUUCGUUGGCGUAACCUGCACCAUCGCAUGUCUGCCCAUCCCAGGCUUCCUCGCCAGUCGUAUGCAAGGGGUUUUCAAGGUCCUGGCAGAGAAAGCGGACGCGCGAGUGGAGACCGUCUCCGAAGCUCUGAACGUCAUCCGUAUGAUCAAGAUGUUUGGCUGGGAGCGCAGGAUAGCCGGACGUAUAGCCAGUAAGCGCGCUGAGGAGCUUCGCUGGCUACGGCAUAUCGAGCUCCUUCAGCUGCUCAAUAGUUGUGUCACGUAUGUCAUUCCGGUACUGCAGAUGGUGGCCACAAUCGCGACCUUCACUUUAAUCAUGAAGGAGGAGCUCACACCAUCCAUUGUCUUCCCCGCCAUGUCGGUAUUCAUGGGAUUGCGCGGACAGAUAUCUAUGCUAUUUGGUGCCUCCGGGACAAUACUACGAGCCAAGGUCUCCCUCGAUCGUAUCACGAGCUUCCUCCAAGACUCCGAAGUACUUGACCGGCAUACAGACGCGCAUCGGCCUCAGUAUCCAGACCAACCUGAGCCGUCGCCACACACAACUGUUAUCGGCAUGCACAACGCAUCCUUCGCUUGGGAUACGACGAGCCUCCCUAACGAGAAUAGUACGAUAGCACAACGCGCUUUCACUCUGCGCAUCCCCGGCGAACUUCUCUUCGAGCGUGGAAAGAUCAACCUGAUCGUCGGUCCCACUGGCUCAGGCAAGACCAGCCUGCUGAUGGCAUUGUUGGGCGAGAUGCAUUUCACGCCCUUGGCCGAGGACGCUUGGGUUAGUCUGCCGCGCGAAGACGGUGUCGCCUACGCCGCGCAAGACAGCUGGGUGCAGAACGAAACCAUCCGGGACAACAUACUCUUUGGCGCCCCCUACGACGAUGCAAGGUACAAGAAGGUCAUCUACCAGUGCGGCCUCGAACGAGAUCUGUCGUCGUUCAAAGCUGGAGACUGGACCGAAGUCGGCGAGAAGGGUCUAACACUUAGCGGCGGUCAGAAAGCUCGGGUCACGCUCGCGCGUGCCGUUUACUCGUCCGCCAAUAUCCUUCUACUCGACGACGUCUUCGCGGCGCUGGACGUUCACACGGCGAAGUGGAUUGUUGAGAAGUGCCUCAAAGGCGACCUCAUCCGAGGUCGAACCGUCAUCCUGGUCACACAUAACGUCGCACUUGCUGGGCCCAUUGCCGACUUCUUUGUCUCCGUCGGACGCGAUGGGUCUGUUACAACGAGACACUCCUAUGGCAACAUGCUGGAGACGGACAAGACGCUCGCCCGUGAGGCUGCCAUGGAAGAAGAACUUCUGACGAAGGCGGACGAAGAAGUGGACAGGGCGGAGGGUGACGAGGCGGUGAAGCAAGCAGAAGGGAAGUUGGUAGUAGAUGAAGAGAUUGCCGAAGGACGCGUCUCUCUGCACGCUUUGAGCCUUUUUUGGUCGGCUCUCGGAGGGAAGCAUCCGUUUCUGUUCUGGACGACGUUCCUCGGUAGCGUCACCGUCUACCAGCUCCUCGGAAGCCUACAGUCACUGUGGCUCGGCCGUUGGGCGGACGCGUACGCAAGACCAGGUCCCGUUGACAUCACAUACUAUAUGUCCGGCUUUCUCCUCUUGAUCCUCGGCGCACUGUGCGGGUAUGCACUGAGCUCUGGGACGUACCUCUUCGGCAUCAUCCGGGCCGCGCGCGCCGUCCAUGCCCGGCUUAUCGACACGAUUGUCGGCACUACCCUACACUGGCUCGAUGCUACCCCGAUGUCCAGGAUACUCACGCGCUGCACCAAAGACGUCGAUGCGGUCGACGGCUGGUUCGCCACGCUCUUCAUCUACCUUGUGCGUAUGGCUAUAGCCAUGCUUGUCGACAUCAUCGCGAUAGCCGUGGUCUCUCCCGUUGCCAUGCUCCCAGGCAUCGUAGUCUUCUUGGCGGGCGCAUGGUGCGGGAAUAUAUACAUGAAAGCACAGCUCCCUGUCAAAAGGGUGAUGUCGAACAAGAAGGCGCCCGUCCUUGGCCACUUCGGGGCUGCCAUCGCCGGCUUGACAUCUAUUCGUGCAUACGGAGCAGAAGAUGCGUUUCGAUACGAGUUAUACCGACGACUCGAAGAGUAUAUCCGCUGCAGCAGGAUGUACUACAACCUGAGCUGCUGGAUCGGCAUCCGCACCGAUGUGCUAGGCGGGUUCUUUUCUUCGUCUAUCGGGGCUUACUUCGUAUACGGGCCUGCGAGUGCGACUAUCGGAGCGUCGAAUGUCGGUUUUGCUCUUUCGAUGGCGAUCGGCUUUAGUGGUAUGAUCCUAUACUGCGUCCAGUUCUACAACGACUUCGAAGUCCAAGGCAACAGUCUCGAGCGCAUCCAAGCCUAUCUCGAGAUCGAACAAGAACCAAAGCCCGUCGCCUCAAAAGCCCCACCCGCAUCCUGGCCCACCAGUGGCUCCUUACGCGUCGAAGACCUCUCAGCGCGCUACGCCCCAGACGGACCCGUCGUUCUGCACGACCUCACGUUUAUCAUCAAGUCCGGCGAGCGCAUCGGCAUCGUCGGCCGGACCGGGAGCGGGAAGAGCACGCUCACGCUCUCCCUUCUGCGCUGCAUCUUCACAACGGGCAACGUAUACUACGACGGCGUCAAUACGGCCGAUAUAAACCUCCACGCGCUCCGCGCGAGCAUUACGAUUAUCCCUCAAGUGCCAGAGUUGUUGAGCGGAACGCUCCGUGAGAAUCUAGACCCGUUUGGGGAGCACGACGACGCGACGCUGAACUCGGCUCUGCGCUCCGCGGGGCUGUACUCGUUACAGGGCGAGGCGGGCGAAGGCCGCAUCACGCUCGAUACGCACGUCUCCAGCGGAGGAGGCAACCUCUCAGUCGGCCAACGCCAGAUUCUGGCCCUUGCACGGGCACUCGUGCGCGGGAGCAAGCUGCUCAUCCUGGACGAGGCGACGUCCUCGAUCGACCACGAGACGGACGAGAUCAUCCAGUCGUCGUUGCGCACUGAGCUCGGCGACGAUGUGACGCUGCUCAUCGUGGCUCAUCGGCUGCAGACUAUCAUGGAUGCCGAUAGGAUCAUGGUCUUGGACGCCGGGCGCAUUGUCGAGUUCGACAGCCCCACACGGCUUCUUGGGAUGGAAGGCGGCUUAUUCAAGUCGUUGGUGGACGAGAGCGUGGACAGAGAAGUGCCGGAGCUGUUGAGCGGAACGCUCCGUGAGAAUCUGGACCCGUUCGGCGAGCACGACGACGCGACGCUGAACUCGGCUCUGCGCUCUGCGGGACUGUACUCGUUACAGGGCGCCACAGGCGAAAGUCGCAUCACGUUCGACACGCACGUAUCUAACGGUGGAAGUAACUUGUCGGUCGGCAAGCGCCAGAUCUUGGCCCUCGCGCGCGCGCUCGUGCGCGAUAGCAAGCUGCUCGUUCUGGACGAGGCGACGUCCUCGAUCGACCAUGCGACGGAUGGAGUUAUGCAGGCGUCGUUGCGGGAAGGUGGGUUGUUCAGGUCGUUGGUGGAUGAGAGCGUUGACAAGGAUGUGUUAUAUAAUAUAUUGAGAGCUCGCGUUUGA